This is a messenger RNA of Lipotes vexillifer (Yangtze River dolphin), 1107 nucleotides long. RefSeq names its product STN1 subunit of CST complex (gene STN1). The transcript has 9 exons. Gene Ontology annotation, cellular component: CST complex. Gene Ontology annotation, molecular function: single-stranded telomeric DNA binding. The coding region runs from base 1 to 1107 and encodes 368 amino acids. NCBI's taxonomy places the organism in Eukaryota, Metazoa, Chordata, Mammalia, Artiodactyla, Lipotidae. The record is from RefSeq and is a predicted model, not a curated record. Gene Ontology annotation, biological process: telomere capping.
AUGCAGUCUGAAUCCAGCCGGUGUGAAGAGGAAACUCCUUCCCUCUUGUGGGGUUUGGAUCCUGUGUUUCUAGCCUUCGCAAAACUCUACAUCAGGGAUAUCCUGGACUUGAAGGAGUCCCGCCAGGUGCCAGGUGUAUUUUUUUACAGUGGGCAUCCAAUAAAACAGGUAGAUAUCUUGGGAACUGUAAUUGGAGUGAGAGAAAGAGAUGCUUUCUACAUUUGUGGAGUGGAUGAUAGCACUGGAGUUAUAAACUGCAUCUGCUGGAAGAAAUUGAAUAAUACCAAAUCCUCAUCAGCUGCUCCGAGUGCAAGAGAGCUGAGCUUAACCUCACAGCUUAAGAAGCUGCAAGAGACCAUUGCGCAGAGGACAAAGGUAGAAAUUGGGGACAUUAUCCGGAUCAGAGGUCACGUCCGCAUGUACAGAGGAGAGCGAGAAAUUCACGCCACUGCUUAUUAUAAAGUGGAUGAUCCCGUGUGCAACAUUCAAAUCGCAAGGAUGCUUGAGCUGCCCACCAUCUACAGGAAAGUUUAUGACCAGCCUUUCCGCAGCCCAGCCCUGGAGAAAGAAGAGGCACUGAGCAAUCCAGGCGCCCUGGACCUUGACAGUCUCACGUAUCUGCUGAGUGAAAAAGUCAAAGAAUUCCUUGUGGAGAACAGAGUGCAAACCUUUUACCAGCAGGAGUUGGAAACGGUGGAGUCCCUGCUGUCCCUUGCCAACCAGCCUGUGAUUCACAGCGACUGCUCCGGGCGAGAGGAUUUUAAGAAUGAAACCACUUCCAAGGCAAUUCAUAGUAUAUUUAGGAAUGCUAUAAAGCUGCUGCAGGAAGAAGGACUUGUUUUCCAGAAAGAUGGUGGUUUUGAUAACCUGUUCUAUGUAACCAGAGAAGACAAAGAAUUGCACAGAAAGAUCCACCAGAUCAUUCAAGAAGACUGCCAGAAACCAAAUCACGUGGAGAAGGGCUGCCACUUCCUGCACAUCCUGGCCUGUGCUCGCCUGAGCCUCAGCCCAGUCCUGAGUGAAACUGUGCUGCGGCAAGUGCUGGAGCUCUUGGAGGACCAGAGUGACAUCGUCAGCACCACAGAGAACUACUACACUGCGUUCUGA